Messenger RNA from Siniperca chuatsi (mandarin fish), 3003 nucleotides. RefSeq names its product integrin alpha FG-GAP repeat containing 1 (gene itfg1). Bases 52 to 1827 code for a protein of 591 amino acids. Lineage: Eukaryota; Metazoa; Chordata; Actinopteri; Centrarchiformes; Sinipercidae. Gene Ontology annotation, cellular component: plasma membrane. The record is from RefSeq and is a predicted model, not a curated record. The transcript has 18 exons.
GCUGUAUGCCGUAUUGCAGUUGAUGUUGUGAGGAGUAGUACUAGCAGAAGGAUGUGGAUUUUCAAAUUUAGUAUUUUGGCAUUUUUGUUGCUUUUUGUGGGACAGUAUAACACAUUUGCUCUUCAGGAUGUAACAGCCGACCUUUUCGGUGCCGAAAAUUAUGGGACGGUGGCAGCGUUUGGAGAUUUUUACUCGGAUAAACAGACAGACAUCUUCAUUAUCAGAGAACAGUCUGAACUGGUGAUAUUCUUGGCUGACUCGAAAACACCUUACUUCAAGCCCAAAGUUCAAAUCACUAAGGACAUUUUGCCAAGGGGCACCGUCAUCACCAGUGUGGUUCCUGGAGACUAUGAUGGAGACUCUCAGAUGGAUGUCCUUCUUACAGCUCAGAUCAACUCUGAGCCAACAACAACUGUUUUCAUCUUUUGGGGCCACAACCAGACAUUAGAUAUGAGUGGGUGGCUCAGGCUGAACAAGACCUUUAGUGAUCAACCUCUUGUUAUGGAUUUCAAUGGGGACAUGAUCCCGGACAUUUUUGGAGUCACCCGCCCCCCAUCCACCGAAGUCUGCUAUCUCACCAACAGAAUUCCAGUUUGUCAGAAUGCACUGAGUUCACCUGUCAACAUGCGCAUCCCUCACUCUAACGCUUUCAUUGACCUCAACAAGGACUUCACCGCUGAUUUGUUCCUGACAACUGAAGGGCCUAAGUUUGAGACCUGGAUCAGCAAGGACGGGAACUUCACCAGAGCUGAAGUCAUGCCAGAAGAACCACCAUUCAAGACUGUUGGCCAGUCCUCCCUUGUUGACUUUGAUGGUGAUGGAUGCCAGGACCACCUCCUCCCCGUGUGUUUGGAUGACGCCUGUCAUCGCAGUGGCAUCUACCUGGCCAAGUCAGGCUCAAAAGAGUGGGUACAAGUGCUGUCGGAUUUCCAGUGGAAGGAAACGGUUUGGAGCUUUGUGCCAGGAAAACCCAGCCAACCCCUGGCCCUGCACAUCGGGGACUACAACCUAGACGGCUUCCCUGAUGCCCUGGUGGUCCUCCGCAACACCAGUAGCAGUGUUCAGCAGGCCUUUCUAUUGGAGAAUGUGCCCUGUAACAGCGCCACUUGCCGUAGUGUAGGAAGAAUGUUCCACAUCCACUGGGACCAGUCAGAUUUGGGAGCCAUCCAAAAUGCCGUCAUGGCAACAUUCUUUGACAUCUAUGAGGACGGUAUAUUAGACAUGCUGGUUCUAAGCCAAGCAGAGGGCAAAAAUGACAUGAUCAUCCAUGCUUUGAAGAACAAUUUUGAAGCUGAUGCCUACUUCGUUAAAGUGAUGGUGCUCAGCGGCCUCUGCUCCAAUGACUGCCCAGAAGAUGUCAAGCCUUUUGGUGUUAACCAGCCAGGUCCCUACGUCAUGUACACCACAGUGGACUCCAACGGCUACCUGAAAAACGCCUCAGCCGGUCAAUUGAGCCAGUCGGCUCACUUCUCCCUCCAGCUGCCCUACACUGUGCUGGGCCUCGGACGCAGCGCCAACUUCCUGGACCACCUUUUUGUUGGCAUCCCCCGGCAGCCUGGAGAGACGGACAUAAGGAAGCAGGAGUGGACAGCCAUCAUUCCCAACUCUCAGCUCAUCGUCAUCCCCUUCCCGCACAAUAAGCCCCGCAGUUGGAGUGCAAAGUUGUAUCUGACUCCUAGCAACAGCGUGUUGCUGACGGCCAUCGCGCUGAUCGGCGUGUGUGUCUUCAUCCUCGUCAUUAUUGGCAUCCUCCACUGGCAAGAGAAGAAAGCGGACGACCGAGAGAAGAGGCAGGAAGCCCACCGUUUCCAUUUCGAUGCCAUGUGAAGGAAGAGAACUGCAUCAUGGGAGAACAUCCUCUCCUGUCCUCCCCCGUCUACCCCUCACCCUCCUCCCUCCUUCACACACAUUUUCACUCAGACUCAUUUCAAGGGCCAAUAAAUGGAAUCCUCAUUUGCCCCAAAACGUUUCUUUUUGAUAUUUUUCAGUCCUCCAGUCAGAUGUGAAAUAUUUAUGUUCCGUUUCAUUUAUUCAUUCCAGUGUUAGAAGUACAGGAGCUGCAACAAGGCCAUGGAGACACAGAGAGAAAUCCUAAUGGAGAUCACUCAUAAGUUUAAAGCAGGGAUUUCUUUGGACAGGCUGUAGUCAGCAGCAUGAUCAUCAGUGGAGUUAUGAGAGUAUUAUUUUGACAAAAUGACACAGAUUUCUGUUGAAACGCCCAACAAAUGACUCCAAUAUUAUAAGCUGUUUGCUUAUUCACUGGAAGGGUUCAAAUGUGUAAUGUUACUUGAAAUCCAUGUGUGUGUUACUGUCCAUUGUCUUUGUCUACUUGAGUCACCUCUGUCUUUUUCAUUUGACUGAGAUAUUGUAAAGAAUUCCUUGUGAUUUAUUUGCCUGUGAAAUUAAACUGAAAUGCAUUCUGUGAUAUCAGUCUCGGCCUUGCAGCUGCAGCAGCAACUGGUGCAAAGUGAACAAAAAUGGACACAUAAUGAUUCUGUGGAACAUUUUUCUGCCACCAGUCUCACCAAAAAUGAUGAAUGGCCUUCAGGUCUGCUGAGUACAAAUUCAUCUUUUUCUCACUUGAUCGUAUCACAGUGCAUGGGAGUGCCAAAAAUAAGAGUUUCUGUGUUGCAUCCUGCAAAUUUCUAAUGCUACUGCAUCAAGGCUCAGCGAAUUGUCUAAAAACGUUUGACUUGACUUUAAAAAACAUUUGUCCUGCUGAAUAAGGCACACUCCUCCAAUACUCCAGCUUGUUUCGAGAUGUAGUUUUAAUUUUCGUAGUCUGUUUAAAAUGAAUCGGGCCAAGCACUCGGUGUGUUCAGAUAUGUUUUAUAAGAAUGAGCUCAUGCCUUUCCAAGUGGUUUGCACUUUUUAACUAAUGAUUAAUUGCAGGUGUAUGUAAUUUAUUUUGUUUUGUGGAUUUAAUUUGCAAAUGAAUGUGCAAGCAACUAAAUGUGUUUACUUACUGAGGUUGAGAAUAAAGGUUUAUCCUGCUUAAAUCUA